AUGAUCACUGACAGGGAAUUGGCAGAUAUUUUGACAGCGGAGGGUUUGGCGGGAAGGGGUGGUAGUGGCAGUGGCAGUGGGAGCACACAUCCACCGCCUAUCAAUCAACGCUUUCUUCUUAACACGCUUAGAUCAGUCGAUGAUCACAAUAAGGGCGUGACUGGGAGUGGGAGUGGGAGCGGCAGUGCCAGUACCAGUGUCAGUACUAACACAAACACCAAUAAUAUUCCCGGGGCCACCUCUCCAAAUCACUCAGACCAACGCACACCCGACAGUAGAUCAUUCGCUGACUUCCAAAAGAAGAAGCGCAGGAGAGUGGAUGAUAAGCCAUCUAAAAAUUCUAGAAAAACCUCGAGAGAAACCACGACUAUACCCUCGAAAAUGGAUAAAUACUUUGAACACGACUAUGAUCCAGCCAUUGAUUUCACUCCUCCGGAAGACGCAAAUGAAAUGGAUUUUGACGCAUGGAAUACCAUGCUUGAUACUAUCGAUCUGCGUAAUAAACGGAGGCGGCAGCGUGAGGCUGAGCUCUGGGAGGAGGAGAAGCAUCGUCAACGUCAUCGCAGUAAUCAGCAGCUAGGCAGGGAGAAGGCUAAAGUGGCUAAAUUACUUGGACCAGAUGCAGAGAAGGAGUACAAAUCGCGUAAAAGGGAGGAGAAGAGGAUAAGGAAGGAGCAAACGCGUGAGAGUAUAAAGUUACAAGCAAUAAAUAGUGUGGGUAGCUAUAAUGAGGAUAAUAAAUCAGAUGACUUGUUCAAUAUGGAAUAUUCAAAGAAGGGAUCAACUAGAGCAUGGGAUGUUGGUAAGGAAUAG
Molecule: messenger RNA, 813 nt
Organism: Wallemia ichthyophaga EXF-994
Lineage: Eukaryota; Fungi; Basidiomycota; Wallemiomycetes; Wallemiales; Wallemiaceae
Exons: 1
Coding region: 1-813 (270 amino acids)
Source: RefSeq, a predicted model, not a curated record